Molecule: messenger RNA, 2552 nt
Organism: Oryzias latipes (Japanese medaka)
Lineage: Eukaryota; Metazoa; Chordata; Actinopteri; Beloniformes; Adrianichthyidae
Gene: blk
Product: BLK proto-oncogene, Src family tyrosine kinase
Biological process (GO): protein phosphorylation
Molecular function (GO): ATP binding; protein binding; protein tyrosine kinase activity
Source: RefSeq, a predicted model, not a curated record
ACAGUUGUAAAAAGUAAAACUUUUACAACUGUGUUCCACAAUGAAUUUUUACAGUUGGCAUGACUGUAAUGUCUCACUUUACAGGAUAAAUGUUAAAUGUAAUCAGCUGAUUCUCGUUCUGUUGUUCUGUCUGAUGGCGUGACAUGAAGGGGCAGGGAAGCAAACGUCAGACGACUAACCGCACCAAUUUUCAGUUCGUUCAGUGCGCUGCAGUCCCUGAAGGGAGGCCUGGUCUUUAUAUGUGUGUGUGUGUGUUGGGGGGGAGACUACACUGAGAGAGAAACCUUCCAGGCCAGAAUGAAAGUGGCACGCUGACAGACACUUUGGCUUUACGAAGAAACAUUUUGUAUAAUGCCUUAAUCUGAACAAGUCUAGGAAAAGCUCAAGUUUCGAGAAUGAAGAUAAAGGAGAGAGACGGCUCCGGGAGGGGUGAUAACUGAAAACGAGCCCAAAAAAAAGGGGGAGAGUUCAUCUGUUACUAGUAAAUGUGGCUGAUUGCUGCUGAGGUACACCCAGGAUGGGCUGCGCUUGCAGUGGCCAGAAACAAGCAAAAAAUAGCGGUUUCUACAAAAUAAAGCCUAAUACUCAGUUUACACAUUCACCAAACAAUACAGCUCAAAGAGGAAAUACUUCUUUAGAUAACGAUGUGUUUGUGGCCCAACAUGAUUUCAAAGCCACAAAUGGAAGCGAUCUGUCCUUCAAAAAGGGAGACAAACUCAAAAUUUUGCACGAGAGAGGAGAAUGGUGCCUGGCUAAGUCAAUCAGCACUGGGGACGAGGGCUACAUCCCAUCCAACUAUGUUGCUAGGGCUGACUCGCUGGAGGUGGAGAAGUGGUUUUUCAAGGAUGUCAGUAGGAGGGAGACAGAACGAUUGCUAUUAGCUCCUGGAAAUAAACCAGGCACCUUUUUAAUUCGGGAGAGUGAGACUUCUAAAGGGUCCUAUUCACUGUCCAUCCGAGAUCACGAUCAACAACAAGGAGACGUGGUAAAACACUACAAAAUCCGCUGUCUCGACAAAGGUGGUUUUUACAUCUCCCCCUCCACAACCUUUUCAUCGCUUUCCGAACUGGUCAAAUACUACAGCCGCACAGCAGACGGGUUAUGCGAGAGAUUAAAUAGUCCUUGUAAACCAAAGGACCCUCAGGAGCCUUGGGCACAUGAUGAAUGGGAGAUUCCCCGUGACACAUUAAAGAUGACAAAGAAACUGGGUGCUGGGCAGUUUGGAGAAGUUUGGAUGGGGUACUACAAGAACACCCAAAAGGUUGCAAUCAAGACUUUAAAGGAGGGGACGAUGGAGCCCGAAGCUUUUCUGCAGGAAGCCAACCUGAUGAAGCAACUGCAGCACGACCGGCUGGUACGACUCCACGCCGUGGUCACCAAGGAGCCCAUCCUCAUCGUCACUGAGUACAUGGUGAAUGGAUCCCUUCUUGACUUUCUGAAAUCAGAUGAGGGGGGAAAGCUCAAGAUGAACAAACUGAUUGACAUGUCAGCGCAGAUAGCUGAGGGCAUGGCGUACAUUGAAAAGAAGAACUACAUCCACCGUGACCUGCGCGCCGCUAACAUUCUGGUCAGUGAGACUUUGCACUGCAAGAUAGCAGACUUUGGCCUGGCCAGAAUCAUCGAGACUGAAUACACCGCUCAAGAAGGUGCAAAAUUUCCCAUCAAAUGGACAGCCCCGGAAGCCAUCAAUUUUGGGACAUUCACAAUUAAGUCAGAUGUCUGGUCUUUUGGAAUUCUCUUGACUGAAAUAGUCACAUAUGGGAGAAUUCCCUAUCCAGGCAUGACCAACCCGGAGGUGGUCAGGUGCCUGGACCAGUCGUACCGGAUGCCACGGCCGGAUGAUUGCCCUGUGGAACUCUAUGAUAUCAUGAUGAUGUGCUGGAGGCAAAGGCCUGAAGAACGGCCAACUUUUGACUUUUUGCAGAACACUCUCAAUGACUUCUUCAUCGCCACGGAGGGACAGUAUGAGAUGCAGCCGUAGCCUGUGAAGAAAACAAGGAGAGUUUUUAGUCUAACAAGUAAAGGAAAAAGACAUUUCUUCUUUAAAAUGAGUCAGACUCAAAUGAGUAAAGGAACUCACAAACAUCAUUGUUGAAAUGGAUACAAAUUAUUUUUCAAAUGGAUAUUUUUUCAGCUUUUUUUCCUCUGAAUGAACGUAAAAGUUGCUCAAAGCGUCUUCAAGCCCAAAUCGGAUCUAGGAUGAGAAAAGUUUCAUCAGAAACGCCACAUUAUUUUUGUGACGCAGAGUUUCUUUCAGCUUUUGAUGUCCUGAUUAAGGAACAUAGCUGCACACAGCCAGGAGGGACCCCAAGAUUGAUUUACAAGCUUUAAAAGGACCACUGAAAUGCAAAAAGUCGCCAUGUAAACUGCCAUGGAUUACUUACUGCACAGGUAAGGUCAUACAGAAACAAAUGGCCUCAGGUUAGAAAUACAAUAUUUUGCCCUUAAACGCUUCAUUUCUUUUGUAAAAACCUGGAAGAGUUGUAAAACUGGUAUUGUUCUUCUUUUUCUGCAAAAAUCCUUUUUUUAAAUAAAUGUUUUUAUUUAUCUUA